UGCGCGGGGCGCGUGGAGGACGCACGAGCCGCGCAGGGCCGCCGGGAUCUCAGGCCCCGCCCUUCAGCUUUCCCGGUCGUCAUGACGACCGGGCUGCCCGCAACGGCGGCCGGGGCAAGUCGUUGAGGCUGUGAGCCGAACUAGGGCCCUACGGACCUCGCCCGACUGGGCGGGGCCCGCGCCAGAGAGACCCAGCUCCAUCCGAACAGGGACUAUGAGAAAAUGGUCGGGCAGACGAGGAGUAAGUUCAAAGAAGCGGCUUCAGAGCCGGCGCACUCCUCCCGCGCUAUGCCGUCCAGGCGGCGGCGCCGGGCCACCGGAGCCGGGGAGCCGGAGAUGGAGGAGCCGCAGGCGCAGGUGGAAAAGCCGCAGCCUCCGUUGCCCGUAGGCGGGGGGAACCUGCCGGGGGGCGCCCGGGGCUACUCGCCGCGGAGGACCCGAAAUCCGAACGCGCAGAAUUGCAUGCAAAUGGAGGUGGUCGCAAAGACCCUCCUUCUCGGCCGCUUCCAGUUCCUCACCUGUUUGCUGGAGCAGCUCCGCGACAAGGUGCAGCAGUUGCGGAGACGGCAGGUCAACAGCAGGACCUCUCUGGGCAUAGCUGCCUUUGUGGGAGUUUUGCACUGGAUACAUUUAGUAACACUUUUUGAAAAUGAUCGUCAUUUUUCCCACCUAUCAUCUUUAGAACGGGAGAUGACUUUCCGAACUGAAAUGGGACUUUAUUAUUCCUACUUCAAGACCAUUAUUGAAGCACCAUCAUUUUUGGAAGGACUCUGGAUGAUAAUGAAUGACAGGCUUACUGAAUAUCCCCUUGUAAUUAAUACAGUGAAACGCUUCCAUCUUUAUCCAGAGGUGAUUAUAGCCUUCUGGUAUCGCAUAUUUGUGGGAAUAAUGAAUUUAUUUGGGCUAGAAGCUAAGACCUGCUGGAAUGUCACCAGGGUAGAACCUUUAAAUGAAGUUCAAAGCUGUGAAGGAUUGGGAGACCCUGCUUGCUUUUAUGUUGCUGUGAUUUUUAUUUUAAAUGGAAUAAUGAUGGGAUUGUUCUUCUUAUAUGGUGCAUACCUGAGUGGGACUCAACUUGGAGGUCUAAUUACAGUUUUGUGCUACUUUUUCAACCAUGGAGAGGCUACCCGCGUAAUGUGGACACCACCUCUCCGGGAAAGUUUUUCAUAUCCAUUUCUUGUACUUCAGAUGUGCAUUUUAACUUUGAUUCUCAGGACCUCGAACAAUAAUAGAAGGCAUUUUAUUGCACUCUGUUUUUCCAAUGUUGCUUUUAUGCUUCCCUGGCAGUUUGCUCAGUUUAUACUUUUUACACAGAUAGCUUCAUUAUUUCCCAUGUAUGUUGUGGGAUACAUUGAGCCAAACAAAUUUCAGAAGAUCAUUUAUAUGAACAUGGUUUCAGUUCUCCUUUGUUUUGUAUUGAUGUUUGGAAAUCCAAUGUAUUUAUCUUCUUAUUAUUCUUCAUCUUUGUUAAUGACAUUGGUGAUAAUUCUAAAGAGAAAUAAAAUUCAAAGAUUGGGAGUGUCUGAACUCAACUUUUGGCUGAUUCAAGGUUGUGCUUGGUUGUGUGGAACAAUUAUUUUGAAAUUUCUGACAUCUAAAAUCUUAGGUGUUUCAGAUCAUAUUCGCUUGAGUGACCUUAUAGCAGCCAGAAUCCUAAGGUAUACAGAUUUUGAUACCUUAAUUUACACCUGUGCUCCUGAAUUUGACUUCAUGGAAAAAGCGACUCCAUUGAGAUAUACAAAGACAUUAUUGCUUCCAGUUGUUAUGACGAUUACUUAUUUUAUCUUUAAAAAGGCUUAUCGUGAUGUUUUGUGUGUCUUAUCUGCAAAUACUUAUCUAAGAAAACAGCUCCUUGAACAUGGUGAGCUGAUUUUUCACACAUUGCAACUGUUAGCCUUCACUGUCCUUGCCAUUUUAAUCAUGAGGCUGAAGUUGUUUUUAACACCUCACAUGUGUGUUAUGGCUUCCUUGAUAUGUUCUCGACGGCUCUUUGGCUGGCUUUUUUGCAGAGUUCGUUUUGAGAAUGUUAUCUUUGGCAUCCUAACAGUGAUGUCAAUACAAGGUUGUGCAAACCUCCAUAAUCAAUGGAGCAUAAUAGGAGAAUUUAAUAAUUUGCCUCAGGAGGAACUGAUACAAUGGAUCAAAUAUAAUACUAGACCAGAUGCUGUUUUUGCAGGUGCCAUGCCUACAAUGGCCAGUGUCAAGCUGUCUACCCUGCACCCCAUUGUGAAUCACCCACAUUACGAGGAUGCAGACUUGAGGGCUCGGACAAAAAUAGUUUAUUCCACAUAUAGUCGAAAAUCUGCAAAAGAAGUGAGAGAUAAAUUGUUGGAGUUACAUGUGAAUUAUUACAUUUUAGAAGAGGCAUGGUGUGUUGUGAGAACUAAGCCUGGUUGCAGUAUGCUGGAAAUUUGGGAUGUGGAAGACCCUUCCAAUACAGCUAAUCCUCCCUUAUGUAGUGUCUUGCUCAAGGAUGGGAGGCCUUACUUCACCACAGUAUUUCAGAAUAGUAUGUACAGAGUAUUAAAGGUUAACUGAGAACAAAACCCACCACACUGUGGUGAAAAUAAGUGUGUA
Lontra canadensis (Northern American river otter) is the source of this 2577-nucleotide messenger RNA. It is a transcript of the gene DPY19L2, whose product is annotated as dpy-19 like 2. The record is from RefSeq and is a predicted model, not a curated record. Gene Ontology annotation, molecular function: mannosyltransferase activity. Lineage: Eukaryota; Metazoa; Chordata; Mammalia; Carnivora; Mustelidae. Gene Ontology annotation, cellular component: nuclear inner membrane. Gene Ontology annotation, biological process: spermatid development. The transcript has 22 exons. The coding region runs from base 223 to 2538 and encodes 771 amino acids.